Molecule: messenger RNA, 207 nt
Organism: Linnemannia hyalina
Lineage: Eukaryota; Fungi; Mortierellomycota; Mortierellomycetes; Mortierellales; Mortierellaceae
Source: the annotation of a GenBank genome assembly
AUGUCACGCAUUCCCCAGCUCCCUCGACCCACUGGGCACACUCCUACCUGGCUUUCCGAUGAUGUCGUCUCAUACGACGAGUCUCCCUUCAUCCAACCCCCUCUUAUCCAAGCCCAAUUGGCCGCCGUGCAAGUUCAACUGGAAGCCCUGGCCAUUGAUGCUGCUCAAGAACAAGAUGUUGAAGUGGACCAUGCUGUCGAGACCUAG